Messenger RNA from Hemisphaericaspora subhashii, 1227 nucleotides. RefSeq names its product protein kinase (gene CMK1). Bases 1 to 1227 code for a protein of 408 amino acids. Gene Ontology annotation, molecular function: calmodulin binding; calcium/calmodulin-dependent protein kinase activity; ATP binding. Lineage: Eukaryota; Fungi; Ascomycota; Pichiomycetes; Serinales; Debaryomycetaceae. The record is from RefSeq and is a predicted model, not a curated record. Gene Ontology annotation, biological process: cellular response to oxidative stress; protein phosphorylation. The transcript has a single exon.
AUGACUAACAACCUACCCGAACAACAAGAACUUGUACCCGAAGACUUUAUCAGGAAUAGUAGACUGCUUCUGCAAUCAAACUAUAUUCUUUCCAAGAAAAGUAUUGGGACUGGUUCCUAUUCAGAAAUAUUUGAAUGUAAAAACAUUCAUUCACAAAGACAUUAUGCCGCAAAGAAAUAUAAAAAGAAACUAAUGUAUGGACUUGAACAUAUGUUAAAGAAUGAGUUCCUUGUACUUAAAUUAGUUUCAAUGACCCACCCAAAUAUUUUAUCCCUAAUAGAUUAUUUUGAAACUGAAGAUAGUUUCUAUAUUGUUACAGAUUUGGCCAGGGGAAGUGAUUUAUUCCAUCGGUUAGGUCAAAGUCCUGGGUUUAAACUUUCUGAAACCGAUACUAGGGAAAUCACAGCUGGUCUUGUUUCCGCAAUAGAAUAUCUUCAUGAACAUAAUAUAAUUCAUCGUGAUGUCAAAGCUGAGAAUUUAUUAUUUGGUAAUCAUCAAACUAAUUCUGUAAUUCUUGCUGAUUUUGGAUUAGCAAGAGUAUUACAAUCAAAAGAAAAGUUAUUUAAAGUAUCUGGAACUUUAAGUUAUAUGGCUCCUGAAAUAUUUACAGGAAAUCAAGGAUAUAGUUUUGAAGUUGAUAUAUGGGCAAUUGGUGUCACUGUAUAUUUUAUGCUUUGUGGAUAUAUGCCAUUUGAUUGUGAAAGUGAUGAAGAAACAAAAGAUGCAAUCAAACAUCGAAAAUAUUUAUUUGAACCUGCAGGAUAUUGGAAAGGUAUUUCUGCCGAUGCUAAAGAUUUCAUCGAAUGCUGUUUGAAUCUUGAUCCACAAUCAAGAAUUACUGCUUCACAAUUGAUGCAUCAUCCUUUUAUUGGUGGAUAUAGCGCAAUCAGAACUUUUGAAAGACCAAAACAUCAAUCUUCCCGUUCUUUAUCUUCAAUUUCACUUAGUACAAUUUCAUCCGGUGAAUCAUCAAAUGGCUUACAGACAAGUCCAUUCCUUUCUGUAGAAGCAAUUGAUAAUUCAUCCUAUUCUGGUAUAGCUGUGUCGGUAUCUGAAGAUGUUAGAAUAGGAAUUAUACUGGGAGAAGAGUUAUGUCCUACUCCAGAAUGUGUAUCUCAAUUAACUACACCUUGCAUAUCUCGUGAAGGAUCACAUGUGAAUUUGAAUAAUAAUGGGAAGACCCUAGAUGGUCGUAAUAGUAUUGGUACAGCAAGUUUCUUUAUGUAA